AUGUCGAGCGAAUCACCACUACCUCAACCAGUGCAGAACGUGGUGGUUGACACUGCUUCUCUUCCAGCAUCUUCAUCGGCGUCAGUCUGGGAUCGUGUCUCGAAAUGGGUGUCUGAGAAUAAGGCUCUUGUUUAUACCAUUGCUGGUGUCGCCGUGGUCGUGACCAGUGCCGGUGUUGUUUACUAUCUCUCCGACUCGAGCCGGCCGGCUCAAGCUCCUCAACCAACAGAGAAGAAGAAGAGCAAGAACCAGCGACGCAAGGAGAAGGAGAAGGAGAAGAAGAGGGCGGAAGAGAAAGAGAAGGCCAAAGCUGCUGCUCUCCAGGACGAGAAGAAGACUGAAGAAGCUCCUGAAGAACUUCCUGAAGUUGACGAAGCUACUGUCGGACAGCUAUCGGAAGAGACACGGAAAGCCUAUGCUGCGAAGCUGAAGGCUGCCGGUAACAAGGCUUACGGCUCGAAGGACUACAACAAGGCGAUCGAACUCUACGGAAAAGCUAUUAUUUGCAAACCCGACCCUGUCUUCUACUCCAACCGCGCUGCCUGCUACAAUGUGCUGUCCGAAUGGGAGAAGGUCGUUGAAGACACCACUGCUGCCCUUUCAAUGGAUAGCGAGUAUGUCAAGGCCUUGAACCGGAGAGCUAUUGCAUAUGAGCACCUCGAGAAGUUCAGCGAGGCCCUUCUCGACUUCACUGCCAGCUGCAUCAUCGACGGCUUCUCUAACGAGGUCAGCCGUGUCGCUCUUGAGAGACUCUUGAAGAAGGUUGCAGAGCAAAAGGGUAAAGCCAUCCUGGAAGCUAAGGGCAAGAAGCUCCCCAGCCCGACCUUCGUGUCCAACUACCUUCAGAGCUUCCGUCCCAAGCCUCUCCCAGAAGGUCUCGCUGAAUCCGUCGACUUGAGCGAGGAUUCUGGCAAGGGUCAGUUGCGCAAGGGUAUGCUCGCAAUGGCGUUGAAGACCGGCGAUGGCUAUGAUGAGGCUGCCACAGCCUUCGAAAAGGCCCUGGAACUUGGCGACCUUGGUGAAUUUGAAGCUCUUGCUCUCAAUUUGAGGGCCACCUUCACUUAUCUCGAGGGCAAUGCCCAGGCUGCCCUGGCGGACCUCAAUAAGAGCGUUGAACUCCAGCCAUCCUUGGUUCAGAGCUACAUCAAGCGUGCUAGCCUGCACCUUGAACUUGGAAACAAGGAUGCCGCUGCGGAUGACUUUGAGCUCGCCAUCUCCCACAACAAGGACGACGCCGACAUCUACUACCACCGCGCCCAGCUUCACUUCAUCCUCGGUGAAUUUGCCGAAGCUGCCAAGGACUAUCAGAAAUCCAUCGACCUUGACCGUACCUUCAUCUACUCUCACAUCCAGUUGGGUGUCACACAAUACAAGAUGGGAUCUGUCGCAUCUGCCAUGGCUACCUUCAGAAGGUCCGUGAAGAACUUCGAGGACGUGCCGGAUGUCUACAACUACUACGGUGAACUUCUCCUUGACCAGCAGAAUUUCUCCGAGGCCAUUGAAAAAUUCGAUAAGGCUGUGGAGAUGGAGAAGCAGAGCAAGCCCAUGGGAAUCAACGUUCUACCCCUCAUCAACAAGGCGCUCGCUCUGUUCCAGUGGAAGCAUGACUUCCAAGAAGCCGAGAAUUUGUGCCAGAAGGCUUUGAUCAUUGACCCCGAGUGUGACAUCGCUGUGGGAACUAUGGCACAGCUCCUUCUGCAGCAGGGCAAGGUCUCGCAGGCCCUCAAGUACUUUGAAAGGGCCGCCGAGCUGGCUCGUACCGAAGCCGAAAUCAUCAACGCUAUCUCAUACGCCGAGGCAACCCGGACACAGCUCGAAGUGCAAGAGAAAUACCCUCAGCUUGCUGCACGCCUGCAGACUAUGGGCGCUGGCUUCGGUGCACCCCCAGUUGGCGUCGGGAAUAUCUGGCUUAGUACUGGCUUUGGCUAUACCUUGUUUCCCUGGAACGGAUUGGUUCUGAACAAGCCAAGAUGCCUGGCUCAAAGGUUGAAUCUUGCCUGGCUUAUACCACUCUGCCUUCUAGCCAUCGUCACCCUUUAUCCGCUUAACGUAUCGGACGUCCUUCCAUAUCGCUCCUUAACCUUCACGUCGGACUCUGAUCAUAUCGAGGUUGGCCGCGCCUCGAAACGCGAGAGUAAGAACCUCAUCCCUACCAACCAGAAUGGACUGUUUGACUCUCGCGUGAUGUCUCGGAAUCAUGCAACAUUGCGUGUAUGUUUAAACAACAAGACAGUCUAUCUCAGUGACGGCAACUCUAUGCACGGUACCUGGGUGAACGGCGAAAAGAUACGCGCUGGGGAGGAAACUAUUGUCAAAAGUGGCGAUGAGGUGAUUUUUGGAACAGAGGUUAUUCGUGGGCAUGAGACUUUCCCUCCACUCAAAGUUCGCUGUGAACACCAGUGGAUAGAUUCUGGUGACGAGGUUGUGUUGGAUGUUAGCAACAACCACCAGUCGAAGCGGGCAACUAAUACGUUCUGUGUUCCCGACGACGACGACGAUGAUUAUGACAAUGAAGUGAUUUAUGAUUCAAUCCCAGCCCCAGUAGUGACGGCUGUUGAAAGUAGCUCUGAGUCUGCUGACUCUGAUCCUGGCUCGGGUUCAGAUGACGACUCGGUCAUGGAGAUUUCCUCCCCAAUUACUUCUCCGCCUAAAGGUGGUGAUAUCAUCGGAUCACAGGAAAGCCCGAUUGACGUCGAUAACGAGCAAGCUGAACAGCCUCUUGCAACCCCAAGAAUGACUCCACCCUCAGCUGUUGAUGUCGCAGAGGAGGCCAGCAACAAGGUUCACGAACAGCCCUCCUAUAUCAUUCACAACCCAGAAAGUACAAUAGUUCUGGUUUCUGAAGAACAGUCGGUUGCCGAACCUAGUGACUGGGAGAGUGAGGAUGACGACCAAGCUGAUUCCCUGAAUGAAUCAAUGUCCGAGUCACAGUCGGAAUAUGAUGGUGAAGAAUCUGACCCAGAUAGGCUCUCCGUGAGAUUGAGUCCUGCGCCAUACAUGGCUAUCAAUCAGGGUAUACAAGCAAACACAACAUGUGGUGAUUAUGACGCUACGAAUAGGGAUCUUUAUUCAAAGGGUAAGAAAGCAGAGGGAUCCGCACCGGAUUCUACCCAUCAGACCGCGGUCAGCUGCGGAAUCAGUAUUCCUCUCUUUAACACAAUCUCUCCGAGUCUUGAUGAACCGAGCACAUCUUGGCCGGACACUAUCAGAGAUGAUGCGAACUCGGGACUCCCUUUGCAUCCGAGCGGAAAAUUAUUUGAUCACUCACUGGCUGGGUUCCAUUGCACUGCUUUCACACAGGAAAUGGAGCCUUGGCAAGCGCACGCUGCUCACGGUCCAGCGUACCAUUUUUCAGAUCACUGCAGCCCACGCCCCCCUUACAAAGAUGGUCCAUUUGUCAACUCGCUGUCCCAGUUUGUCGAUAGUACUAAUCGAGAUGACACUGUUGUCCCUACCGCUACCGCUGCUGCUGGUAACGAAAACAUACAGAGCCGUUCUAUUGAUAUUGAGAUCCAUCGAACGGAGGCGAGUGACGACGCUAAUUUGACUAACGUUGGCGUGCAAUCUUCAUCGCUUCUAGAGAAAAUUCCCGGGCCAGAGUCCGAUAUGCCCUAUAAUGAUGUUGAUCCAUCGUUGUCAAAAGCUACGGCCAUCCCUCGGCAGGGACUCAAGAGGAAAGCAUUGGAUGCAGAGAUCAAUUCUCUGGAUGCCGAUAACGUUGUUAUGCAGGAUAAUUACCCCUGUACUGAAAGCAAUUUCUCGGUGGACGAGAGACCUACGGUGGAAGAGGAUGAUUCAUGUCUUCCUGAUGCCCAGCCACAUAUCAUUGUACCCGAAAUCGGAAACGUACCAUCACAACUUACUGAAUUACCUAUUACACCCGCAUCUCAAAAGUCCGAUAGCCAACCCCUCCCUACUCCGGAUAACGGAAGGCCGUCGAAGCGGCUGAAGACUUCUGAAACGGCAAAUCUCAGGAGUCAUGCUGCUACUGCUGCCCUGGGCGCAGUGGUUGGUGCAAUCGGUACUAUCGCUAUCCUUGCCUCGCUCCCUGCGGAUUACUUCGCUUAGAAACCCAGCCGGUUACUUUUGAUACGAGUUGGGUCUCAUCUUGGCCAUUGCAUGACUUACGAUUAUGAUACACUAUCUCUCAACUUUUUUUUCUUUUUGUUUCGUUCGCCUCUUAAUGAUUGGGAAUGUUGUCUUUUGUUCUUAGGUAUUAUCGAACGGGGUUAGGGUUAGGAGAAUUGUAGGCCGGUGCAUUCGUCUAUAUGAUAUUUUGACAUGUUUCUCCUUUAGGCCAAUAGUACCAAUCAAUUCAGUACAUUGCAUGGAA
Aspergillus nomiae NRRL 13137 is the source of this 4333-nucleotide messenger RNA. It is a transcript of the gene tom70, whose product is annotated as putative mitochondrial outer membrane translocase receptor (TOM70). The transcript has 10 exons. Gene Ontology annotation, cellular component: mitochondrial outer membrane. Gene Ontology annotation, biological process: intracellular protein transport. NCBI's taxonomy places the organism in Eukaryota, Fungi, Ascomycota, Eurotiomycetes, Eurotiales, Aspergillaceae. The record is from RefSeq and is a predicted model, not a curated record. The coding region runs from base 1 to 4068 and encodes 1355 amino acids. Gene Ontology annotation, molecular function: protein binding; protein-transporting ATPase activity.